AGACAGAGAUGCAAUGCUUUUACGUGGUGCCUGUCCCACCUCUAUUGUGGGGCUAAACAUGAGCAAUAAUGGUAUUAUCAAUGCGGUUACUUAAGAAAAGUAUUACAGUUUAUUACAGGAAAGUGUCGUUAUUGUUGAGGGGCAAGCCUUGAAAGACCUAAGAUUUUGCUGGAUAAUAUGUUUUCGUCUUUUGAACCUUAAAGUACAAAUAGUUUGCGCAUUUCCAUUAUUGAGUUGUUGUGAGAUUGACAUUUGAUGUAAAAGUAUACCAGUUUUUUGACCAGGAAAUGGGAUUGAAAAAUGUCCCGUUUAUUUUAUUGUUAGCAACUAUACAUGCAUGGAUCUCAAGAAAUCCGUACUUGAUAUCUGCUGAAGAGCGAGUUCUGGGGACGAAUUCAACAGAAAGAGGAUGGCAAAAACUAUUUGAAAAAUUAAAAAGGAUAUCUUUUUUCGUCGAAAAGGAAGCGGUAGAUAGAGGAGUUUUUUCGAACCUACUUGUUCUUCAAGCAACAGGUGAUAUUGAGGAUAUUAAGUCCGUAGCUGAAACAAAAGGGCUGAUUUUCAUCAGAAAGGUUUUUAAAGAUGGCAACUAUUAUUUGUUUCGCCACCUCGCCAGCUGCAAACGAUGUCUUCCGAACUCAGAAGGGCUUCUGAAGGAUAUAGAGGAACAUUCUUCGGUAAGAUGGGUAGCCCUCCAAACUCCAUUAGAGCGAGUGAAACGUUCCAUUAAUGGACAAGUUCACCUCAGCGAUAUUUAUAGAGCCACUUCAGCACUCCGGGAGCCGAAAAGCUACUUCAGGGAAAAAGAACUGCAAAAUCACAGAAAUACUUCACUCGUUCAUUUUGAUGACCCUCUAUUUAAUGAACAGUGGUACUUGCUCAACAAGGGCCAGACCGGAUCUCCGCCGGAAAACGAUAUAAAUGUGCUUCCGGUUUGGAAAUCAGGUAUCACGGGCAGAGGUGUUCGAAUUUCGGUACUGGACGACGGAAUUCAUCCACAAAGCGAAGAAGUGGCGCAAAACUACGAUUCAAUCGUAAGCGAUGAUCUCUCAUUUCGGAGUAAUCCUGCCAACCCUAUCCCUGAAAACAGCCACGGGACUUAUUGUGCAGCAAUAGCGGCUGGUGUAGCGAACAACAAAGUGUGCGGUGUUGGAGUCGCAUUUGAUGCUAAAAUAGGAGGUGUUCGAGUCAUAGACGGUCCCGUAACUGACGCUCAAGAAGCUAUGGCCCUUGUCCAUGCUCUAGAUUACGUGGAUAUCUAUACGGCAUCUUGGGGACCCAACGAUGACGGCAGAAGCAUCGCUGGACCAGGGACUCUGGCAAAAUUGGCUUUUCUAAAGGGAAUCUCGGAGGGACGAAAUGGCAAAGGCGCGAUUUACGUGUGGGCAGCUGGUAACGGCGGUCGUCUUCAAGAUAACUGUAACCUGGACGGUUAUGCUUCCAGUCCUUAUACAGUGACCAUUGGUGCUGUCACAGCAGAUGGACAUAGCACCUAUUACUCAGAACCCUGUGCAGCUGUCAUCGCAUCUGCUUACGUCGGGGGAUCUCAUGUACCUCCAACGGAAGACAACAUCAUGAGUGAAAGGAGAAAAAUUAAAGUGGUCGUUCCGGAAGGAAGAGGGAAGUGCCGGGAGACUUUCCAGGGUACUUCCGCGGCUGCGCCCAUGGCCGCGGGAGUGAUUGCCCUGCUGCUGCAAGCCAAUCCAAAUCUCAGCUGGAGAGAUGUGCAGCACAUCAUCGUGAGGAGCUCCCGAGUUCCUCCCACCGGGGAGUCCGGGUGGACCAUGAAUGGGGCUGGACAUUUCUUCCAUCUCAAGAUCGGAUUCGGAAUCCUAGAUUCUGCGAAGAUGGUGGCAGAAGCUUUAACAUGGCAGUCUGUCAAGCCUCUUCACGAGUGGAAGUCACAGCCGAUUACUCGAGCAAACUACAUCUUACCACAUCGGGACACCAUAGUUCCUUUGCUCGUUGAGAAAUCGACAAUACAAGUGGACCGCCUAGAGUCAGUUACGGCCACAGUGAGCAUCAUUCAUCCUCGCUGCGGAGAUUUGGAAUUGUUCCUACAAUCACCCUCAGGGACUGUAUCCCAAAUUUUGACCCGAAGACCCCGAGAUAAUCGAACCUCAAGAAUUCUUCUCUGGGAAUUUGUAUCCCUGCACUUUUGGGACGAGGACCCUGCAGGAUUGUGGACUCUGAAGAUUUCCAAUCGGGCAGGGUGGCAGCAAGGGGUGAUGGACUAUUUCUCAUUGAUACUACGUGGUACGAUUAGGUGAUGACCAUAAUAGACCAACUUGCAAUUAGAACGUUUUUUAGUGGGCGAAACUCAAUUUUUAUUUCGAAUCUAAAAUAAUGCGAACGAGUAAUAAAGAAUAAUUUAUGUAUGGAGAUUGGUAUCUAUUGUGAUCUGCUUUAUAAGAGUCUCCUUCUUGGGGGGGGGGGGAUAUUGUAUUGUAAGGAGUAAUGAUGUGCCCUUUCAUAUUAAUAAUUACAGUCGACUCUCUUUAAACGAACACUUCUCAUAAUGAGCGAAACAAAAUAUAAAAAAAGAGACUCCAUCUACGAGCAAAGUUUCGCAGAACAAGUGGUGAGGAGAUACCGUGACGUCAUCUACUGCAUUGGUCUGUAUCAAUCUUUGUUGAGCGGUUAAUUGAAGACAGCCCAUAUAUUUACAUAGAAGAUCUUUUGGUCGGGUAGCAUUAUUGCGUGCACCUGUACAAGAAAGUACAGAUUUGGUUCAAAAUUGGAUAUUGUAAUGUCCUGAUCUAGACUAAUCAAAUAACGAAGCAGAAUUUCCAGACAAUUCUUUAUUUUACAGCCCUAUAUAUACAAAGAACAACUUGUUCUAAUCUUGGUUAAAUAAAUAGAUAUUUACACCUGUAGUAGGAGAUACAACAGUCAAAGUCGAAGGUUUUUCUUGGAACUCAGUUCUCUAUCAUGUCAGCACGACAAAUCCAGGGGUAGUUUCUCAGACUCCGAACUCGUGGGCGUAGUCCAACCGUCCUCUGCAAUUCGUUUCUUCUCUCCUCUCUAAAAAAAAAUCUCCGCGCUUUAUUUCGGCGAUAAACUCCACCUCUUAAUUUACAUUGGUCAUUUGAGCUCUCCUUCGGGCAAUCGGGGUUCAGCCAUAUGCUCUCUCAGCGGCGCCAGUGGGUCGUGGGAAGGUCCUUUCACAAAGAGAAACAUCUAACAUCCAGAUGUUUGGACACCCUUUUCUCUUUGGAGGUACUAUCAAUACCUCUUGGGCGAGGAAUUCCACAUGUGGUCUUUCAUUAUAGUCGCUAAUGAACGGAUACGAGACCACCCAGGUGUAAAGAUCCACCAUCUGGCUAUCUCGAGGGGCUUAGUAAGUAACAGCGACGACACAGCUGGCUGUAAAUGUCUUAUCAGUACUGGGAAACGGGGAAUGUUACAAUAUGGAUCUACAAAAUGUUAAAAUUAUGCAUCAAGUUUAAUCCAUCAAAAUCUUUGUAUCUUGCAGUUAUAGUGUUCAUUUGUACUCGGAUAGAUAGUUAGGUUAAUUUCUUGUGCAUGGAUUUCGUUCAAAAUUCGAUAGAAAUCUACAAAUAUGAUGCGAAUAUCAUAUACCAAAUUUUAUUCGUCUAGUUGAAUAAUUUUUUACGUUACCUUGUUCCAGAUAGAUAUGCAGACAUAAUUCCAAAAAUGUAUUUUUAUAACUCAAAUAGGUUUGAAAAAUAUAGAGUUCCUUCAAAAAUCUCGAAAUUGAAUUUUCUGACUUAAUGGUAGCAAUACUUUUUUGAGAGAAAAAUAGAGAGAAAAACUGGCAUAAAAGUAAAAAUUGUAAAAGAUAAAAAUAAGAUUUAGAAGGUUUCGAUUUUCUGAAUUUGAAUGUCAGUUCAAAAAGAUUCCCAGGAACUUAAACGACGGUAAAAUUUUUGCAUGAGAUCAAGAAACAUGCAAAAUGUUGAAAUCCAAAAAUUUGUGUACAUGCCCCAAAUAAUAAUGGUAGGCCUGAAACACAUAAAAAGGCUGCAUCGAAUUAUUAAAAAAUCUUGAUUUCAGUAAUUAAAAAAAUUUGUGAUAUUAGUUAACCAACUCGAUAAAUCAAUUUGUCUGUCUAAGCAAACGUCAUUUUAAACCAUUUCCAUUGACAUCAAUUUUGUGAAGAUGCGAUAAUAAAUAAAAAAAGUUACAGAAGUGUCCAUUGUUUGUGUUGACGAACUGUAUCAUUCUUGUUUCUUGUUGUGAUAAAAUUCUUAAAAUAUUUGAUAAACAAAGUAUGAUUAUUUAAGCCUGAAAUGAGUCAAUAUCAAAGUUUCGUCUGACUAAAGAUGUCUCGUCAUUAUCAUGAUUAAGGUCAAGUGUACUUAAUUUGUCUUUAAUGUAGAGUAUUUCCUUUUCCACAAUUUAAUGUCUCAUAUAAUAUGUCAUCGUAACGAUGUUAUUUUAAGAAACAUAUUAAUAAUUACAUUGUGAAAAUGCACGCCAAGUAUUUCAAAAGCACGUUGUUGUUCAGAUGGAAAAUUUCAGAAGGAAUUAGUUUAUUAUAUGCAAACCAUAAAAAAAAAAUCAGGUGCCUUGCAGAUUAUUUAUUGCACUUCUUAUUUAAUAUUCAUUCAUUUUUUGGUCUAGCUUUAUUGAGUUCGCUGUACGAAGAUGGAAGCGUAUGGAGAGGUUGGCGCUGAUUCUUUUAUCUACUGAAUUAUCACUUCCACAGCCGGCGUCCUUGCAUAGGGGUAGCGCAUUCUUUUGAUAUCCGACCACUUUCCUAAUAUGUAACAAUUCAUAAGCAUUCAUUUAAAUUUCCAUCUAAAUUAAACUACUAUUCAGCAUUGACCACAAUUUUCGUUGUAGUUUAGACAAGCCCACUGACGAAGUCAGCGAUUUUAAGGCGAGAGAGCGUCUCUUGUUUUUCAGUAAGGAUGAUCUGGGCGUCCCGGGUUCGAAUUCCGGUUCGAGCAUGAUAGUUCUUCAUCUGUGUACUAUCUGUGAGGUGGGUGAAUGUGCUGCUCUGUAAAAAGGGGUUGUGCAAGCGAAUGUGUGAGAUUCAUCUUCAUAUGAGCUAGAAGUCAGACUUCUGCCCUCGGGUGCUCAGGGUUCUUUACCCUCAGAAGCUACUGCACCCCCUUUCCGUGGUAACGCGGACACGACAUCAUCACUUCCGCAUUCCCAUAAUUUUCUUUUGAUAAAACUAAAUGGAAUUGAUAAUUUUUAUGAGCCACCUCAAUUUCCUAGUUUGGGGUCCGCCUUGUUCUCUGAACCGCAAUCUGUGAGGUGUUUUAAUAAUUUUUAAUUCGUUUAUACGAAUUUUAAACAACAAAAAUGUAUUUGAAUGAAAAAUUCUAGAUUUAUGGAAGUAAUAUCUGAUUAUAAUAAAAUGAUUCUUAAUGGCAUGGAAAAUUACAAAAAUCAUGAAAAAUAACAAAGAUAUAGAGUAUCAAUAAUUGAGUAUAAAUUAGUCUUUUAACAGAAAAUGAUAGCUUAUUUAGGAAUCGUUAAAUGAAAUUCUCUUGAUAUCCUACCACUUUCCUAAUUUAUAACAAUUCACAAGCAUUCAUUUAAAUUUCCUUCUAAAUUAAACUACUACUUCAGCAUUGCCAUAAUUUUCG
Argiope bruennichi is the source of this 5564-nucleotide messenger RNA. RefSeq names its product neuroendocrine convertase 1-like. The transcript is spliced from 11 exons. The record is from RefSeq and is a predicted model, not a curated record. Gene Ontology annotation, biological process: protein processing. Gene Ontology annotation, cellular component: trans-Golgi network; Golgi membrane. Gene Ontology annotation, molecular function: serine-type endopeptidase activity. The coding region runs from base 288 to 2270 and encodes 660 amino acids. NCBI's taxonomy places the organism in Eukaryota, Metazoa, Arthropoda, Arachnida, Araneae, Araneidae.